GUUUAUAUAACAAACCAAAAUUUUAAAAAAUAAAAAAAUACUAUUUAAACCAUUUAGUGAUCCACCCACCUAACCCGACCUAUUAAAAAAUAUAAUAUGACCCAUUUUAUUUUACCCUUAAUCCUAAAUUAUUUCCUCUCUUUCUCCUCUGCUCCUAUACAUUUUUCUUUUUCGUUCUCCAUUGCUGGUGCCUCUUCAAAUCAGUCUAUUUCAAAUCAUAUCUAAACGGGCUAAACAAAGAUUUAUGUUUCCUGAGGUUAAUAUUUUAAAAUGCCAUUGAACAAUAUAAAAAAUUAUCUAACAUGCGCGCAUACUCCAUCGUCAAUAAUUAGGGCGUACUUGUUUCCUUAUUUACACCUAUUUUCCCUCAUCAAUAUUCCUAUCUAAAAAAUAAUGGAUCUUACCUGGUAUUAUCUUCUAAUUCCUCUGUUUUUCUUUCUUCAUAAAUGCUUCUUUUCUACUUCAAAUAAGUUAUCACCACCAUCUCCAACAAAGCUUCCAAUCAUAGGAAAUCUCCAUCAACUUGGAUCGCUUCCUUACCGUUCUCUCCAUAAACUAUCCAAAAAAUAUGGUCCACUCAUGCUACUUCACUUUGGCAGUAAGCCAAUGCUUAUUGCUUCCUCUGUCAAUGCUGCUCGCGAUAUCAUGAAAACUCACGAUCUCGUUUGGUCAAAUAGACCUAAAUCUAGCAUGGCUGAUGGACUCUUUUAUGGCUCCAAAGACGUGGCCUUUAGUCCGUAUGGUGAAUACUGGAGACAAGUUAGAAGCGUCACAGUGCUUCACCUUCUCAGUAACAAAAGAGUCCAAUCAUAUCGUCAUGUGAGAGAAGAAGAAAUAUCAAACAUGAUUGAUAAAAUUAGGCAAGAGUGUGAUUCAGUGAUAGACUUGAGAGAUGUUUUAAGUUGUAUGACUAAUAACAUAAUCAGCAGAGUGACCAUAGGAAGGACAUAUAAUGAAGGGGAAAGUGGAAUAGCUGUUAAGGCUCUCCUAGAAGAACUUCUUGUACUUGUAGGUACUUUUAACAUUGGGGAUUAUAUUCCGUGGAUUAAAUGGAUCAAUAAAAUCAAUGGUCUGGACAGCAGAGUGAAGAAAGUAGCUAAAGAUUUGGAUGCAUUUCUAGAGAGCGUGAUUGAAGAACGCGUGAUUAGGAACAAGAAAGCAGAAUACAGUGGGGGUGAAGCUAAAGAUUUCGUGGACGUUUUGCUGGAAACUCAGAAUGGAAAGGAGACUGGUUUUCCACUUCAAAGAGAUUCAUUGAAAGCUAUCCUUUUGGAUGCAUUUGUUGCCGGCACAGAUUCAACAUAUACAGUUUUGGAGUGGACAAUGACAGAACUUUUGAGGCAUCCAAGAGUUCUGGAAAAAUUAGAGGAUCAAGUGCGAGAAUUAGGCCAAGGGAAAACAGAGAUAACAGAGGAUGACUUAGGAAAUAUGCACUAUCUUAAAGCGGUGAUCAAAGAGUCCCUCAGGCUUCAUGCACCAGUUCCACUUCUAGCUGCCCGAGAAUCAAUGGAAGAAGUAAAAUUACUUGACUAUGACAUACCUGUUAGAACUCAAGCCAUAAUUAAUGUUUGGGCAAUUGGAAGAGACCCCUUAUUAUGGGAAAAUCCAGAGGAGUUUCGGCCUGAGAGAUUCUUAAAUAGUGAUAUUGAUGUCAAAGGACUAAACUUUGAGUUGAUUCCGUUUGGAGCUGGCAGAAGGGGCUGCCCAGGAAUUCCUUUUGCUAUAAUGGUGAAUGAGCUAGCAUUAGCAAACCUCAUGUAUAGAUUCAAUUUUGCAUUACCAGAAGGGAUAAAAGGGGAGGAUUUGGAGAUGACUGAAUGCAAUGGGCUCGCUGUUCGUAGGAAAUUACCUUUGUUUGUGGUGGCUACUCCAUUGUCUAGUUAAUAAUUUCACUAUAUGUAAUAAUUAAGUGUACGAGUCUACAAAGUUGUUAGGUUUUUAUUUUUUUUCAUGUUCUUGUAUGCAAAAUUUCCUGUUUUAACA
Solanum tuberosum (potato) is the source of this 1983-nucleotide messenger RNA. RefSeq names its product cytochrome P450 71A4-like. Gene Ontology annotation, molecular function: iron ion binding; monooxygenase activity; oxidoreductase activity, acting on paired donors, with incorporation or reduction of molecular oxygen. NCBI's taxonomy places the organism in Eukaryota, Viridiplantae, Streptophyta, Magnoliopsida, Solanales, Solanaceae. The record is from RefSeq and is a predicted model, not a curated record. Bases 394 to 1884 code for a protein of 496 amino acids. The transcript is spliced from 2 exons.